AUUUUCUAGAGUAGUAAACACAAGUGCCAAUUGGCAGAUUUGUUCUUGCGGCGAGAAAACAAAACGUCUCUUGUAUCAGUGUCGGCCAAGUGAAAAUUCUGAAGUUAAGUUGAAAAAUUGGUAAUUAAUCCUUGCGUUCGUGCAGAAUGGUGGACUACAGCAAAUGGAAGGACAUCGAGAUUUCAGACGAUGAAGACGAGACCCAUCCCAACAUCGAUACUCCAUCAUUAUUUCGAUGGCGUCACCAAGCGCGAGUCGAGCGUAUGGAACAAUUUGAGAAAGAACGGCAGGAAUUUGAGAAGCAAAAGCAAACAAAUACGACUAAGAUGAAAGAAAUUAAAGAAAAGCUAAAAAGUGGAGACGGUGAUGCCGAAGAAUUGCAGAAAGCUCUAAAAAACUUGGAAAUCGAGGCGAAAAAACUGCAAGACGAGGAAGACGAGUUCCGCAAAAAAGAGAAGAAAACGCCUUGGAAUGUGGAUACAAUCAGCAAACCAGGUUUCGAGAAAACACUGCUGAACAAGCCUGCUCCACGGUCUGCUGAAACCUUAUCCGAAGAGGAGCGAGAGAAGCGUUCGAAGAAAUUUAUGAAGGACAACGAGGCCCUGUUGAAACAAUUUGGAAUGCUGCGGAAGUACGACGAUUCCAAGCGUUUUCUCAUGGAACACAAUCACUUAGUGUGCGAGGAUACCGCAAAUUACUUGGUUAUCUGGUGCAUAAACCUCGAAAUGGAGAAAAAGCAUGAAUUGAUGUCGCAUGUUGCUCACCAAUGUAUUUGUAUGCAAUAUAUCCUGGAACUGUCGAAACAACUAGACGUAGAUCCCCGUGCCUGUGUUAGUUCAUUUUUCGCGAAAAUUCAGAAUGCCGUUGUCGAAUACAAGGAUCAGUUCGAUAACGAAAUACAAGAAUUUAAAAAGCGAAUCGAACGACGUGCGGAAGAGAAGCUCCAAGAAGCCAUAGCCGAACAAGAGGAGGAAGAACGGAAAGCCCGGCUGGGACCUGGCGGAUUAGAUCCGGUCGAAGUCUUCGAAACUUUGCCAGAAGAGCUGAAAAAGUGCUUCGAAAGUCGCGAUAUUCAAAUGUUACAGGAAGCCAUCACGAAACUUCCAGAGGAAGAGGCACGGUAUCAUAUGAAACGCUGCGUCGAUUCCGGUUUAUGGGUGCCAGAUGCGAACGCAAAGUCAAACGUAGAAACUGAAGAUGGGGCAGAAGAGAAAGCCGAUAAUCGGGGGGACUUCAAAGCGGAAACAGCUGCCAAAAUAGAAGAUGUGGACUAGAAAGCUACACGAGAAUAUGAUCGUUUAUUGCGUCUGGCACAUCUUCCGCCGUAGAACGCAUGUGGCACUCAUCAAGUCAUUUUCAUUAUUCAUCUUUUGACAAAGAUUCAAUCAUGCGUUUUUGUACAUAUGCACACGUUGUAUACUUUAAUGCAGUCUAAACAAAGUUUCAAUUAUAAUA
Hermetia illucens (black soldier fly) is the source of this 1455-nucleotide messenger RNA. RefSeq names its product hsp90 co-chaperone Cdc37 (gene Cdc37). Lineage: Eukaryota; Metazoa; Arthropoda; Insecta; Diptera; Stratiomyidae. The transcript is spliced from 4 exons. The record is from RefSeq and is a predicted model, not a curated record. Gene Ontology annotation, cellular component: cytoplasm. Gene Ontology annotation, molecular function: heat shock protein binding; protein-folding chaperone binding; protein kinase binding. Bases 147 to 1274 code for a protein of 375 amino acids. Gene Ontology annotation, biological process: protein folding; protein stabilization.